AUGCACCGCGCUGUCGCCUACGUCUCCUGCGCACCCGUCUCGCGUGAUGUAUUGAGAGACUCGGAGGUCACCUCCGCUCACUCGUCUGGGUCCGACUGCAGUCCAACGUCAAGCAGCAACAAGAUGCACAUACCGUUGCGUCGUCACAGCCAUCUGGAUGGCAUUGAUGAAGUGUUUGGCAACGAUCGCUUUUCUGAAAUACGCAGGCAGAAGGAGCUCCUUCUCCGGGCGUACUUAACACGGCUCGAAGAGCUUGUGGAUGUCGCACACAUGUCGUUGGAGAGUAAUUCUCUUCACGAUGCGAGCGAGUAUGUUUUUUCUUUUUCCCGCCAGCACUCACCGUGGAGAUGUCAUCAGCCCCCUUCUAACGUCUCCAACGUUCGGCCAUAUAGUCACAUCCACGAGUCGUCGCAGGGGAAGUGGAGCACACCAUGCAGAAACGACCACGUCUACGCUUCUGAAAAACACCGAACGGUUAGUCGGAAUAGCUUUGUUUACCACCCGGGUGCGGCUGUGCUGCAGAUAAAGUUGUCUCCCUCCGGCACGCGUGUCGCUUGUUUACUGGCCUGGGACGAGACGGGGGAUCGGCACAUGUUGUUGGUGCUGGAAGAACGACAACGACAACGAUUCCACGCCAACGAGGUUUCCGCCUAUUUGUCUCUGCAGCGGUCUAUCCGUAGGAGCGCCCACUUUCACCUAACGAGAUUCUCAUCGUUAGAAGCUAUACGGUACAAGGAAGUACAAUACUUGGAGCGUAACAUCGCCAAUCGUGCUGAGCGGCACGAUGAAGAGCACCGCGCGUUCAUGCGUAGUUUGCCACCUGUGCGACUGCCACCGUUAAGGAUCCCAUCUGUUACUGCUGAUGGUCGGCCGUAUCGGUCCACCGCGGUGGACUACGAGGUGGCACUCUCUGUUGCAGUUGAAAAGAAGAUAUGGGAUGUGGCAGGUGAUAGGAAAAAGUCCUUUUUUCCUGAACUUGUCUGA
This is a messenger RNA of Trypanosoma grayi, 984 nucleotides long. RefSeq lists its product as hypothetical. NCBI's taxonomy places the organism in Eukaryota, Euglenozoa, Kinetoplastea, Trypanosomatida, Trypanosomatidae. The transcript has a single exon. The record is from RefSeq and is a predicted model, not a curated record. The coding region runs from base 1 to 984 and encodes 327 amino acids.